UUGAAAUCCACAAAGCACUCUAACCAUCUCUAUAUCAUCAAAAUGGCAAUGGGAGGUAGGGGAGCUUCCCUCUGUUUCAUCAUCUCCUUCCUCUUCUUCUUAGUUUGUGUCAAUGGAAACCCAAAUUACAGGGAUGCAUUGGCCAAGUCUAUACUGUUUUUUGAGGGCCAAAGGUCAGGGAGGCUCCCCAGAGACCAAGAGAUCACUUGGAGGUCCAGUUCUGGUCUAUCUGAUGGCUUACUAGCCCAUGUGGAUCUCACUGGAGGUUAUUAUGAUGCUGGUGACAAUGUCAAGUUCAACUUCCCCAUGGCCUACACUACCACAAUGUUGUCAUGGAGCACACUUGAGUAUGGCAAACGCAUGGGCUCGGAGCUCCCAAAUGCUAGAGCUGCCAUUAGAUGGGCUACAGAUUACCUUCUAAAGUGUGCCACGGCUACUCCUGGGAAGCUCUAUGUGGGGGUUGGUGACCCAAAUGCUGAUCACAAGUGCUGGGAAAGGCCUGAGGAUAUGGACACUGUUCGCGCUGUGUAUUCUGUUUCGGCUAGUAAUCCUGGCUCAGAUGUCGCCGGGGAGACUGCGGCGGCACUUGCGGCGGCAUCGAUGGUUUUCCGGAAGGUUGAUCCUACUUACUCGAAGCUGCUUUUGAGGACUGCUAAGAAGGUAAUGCAGUUUGCAGUACAGUAUCGAGGAUCAUAUAGUGACUCACUCGGCUCGGCUGUCUGCCCUUUCUAUUGCUCAUACUCUGGCUACAAGGAUGAGUUGCUUUGGGGUGCUACAUGGCUUCUAAGGGCCACAAAUGAUGUUACUUACUUGAGUUUACUUAAAUCCUUGGGAGCUGGUGAUUCAACUGAUAUAUUUAGCUGGGAUAACAAAUAUGCUGGUGCUUAUGUUCUUCUUGGAAGGAUGCAUCUGUUGAGCAAGGUAACAACCUAUGACUCAUAUAGGCAAGAAGCUGAAGAUUUCAUGUGCAAAAUUCUACCAAAUUCUCCCUCUACAAGUACACAAUACACAUCAGGAGGUCUAAUGUUCAAGCUAAGUGACAGUAAUCUCCAAUAUGUGACAUCCAUAUCCUUCUUGCUUACUACAUAUUCAAAAUACAUGGCAGCUACUAGACACACUUUCAUGUGUGGCAACAUCUUGGUCACCCCAGGCACCUUGAGAAGCCUAGCAAAGAGACAGGUGGACUACAUUCUUGGAGAGAACCCCAUGAAAAUGUCUUAUAUGGUUGGCUUUGGAGGAGACUACCCAAGGAAAAUUCACCACAGAGGUUCUUCUUUGCCAUCAUUGGCAAGUCACCCACAGAGCAUCGGCUGCGAUGGUGGUUUUCAACCAUAUUACUAUUCAUCAAACGCUAACCCUAAUAUCUUAGCCGGCGCCAUCGUGGGAGGCCCAAAUCAGAAUGACUUCUACUCCGAUGAUCGCACUGACUACAGCCAUUCAGAACCAGCCACAUACAUCACUGCUGCCCUAGUUGGACCCCUGGCAUACUUGGCAGGGAGCUUCAGUUAAUGAUGGAGGGGUUGCCUUGGUGAUCCAUAGUUUAUUUUCUUUUACCUUUCAUCUCUGUUUCAAUCACAGCUAAGUUGUGCUUGUGCCACCCUCUUAAGAGAGGUUUGGAUUCUGAAAUUAAAAUGUAGAACUGAGUCUAUGUGCACUCUCCAAGAAAAGAUGGAAGUGGUGUAUUUGAAUUAUUAAUAUAUGUAUCUUGUUUGGUGAACUCAAGAAGAAAAUAUUAAGAUCCCUCUUCAAUGUCCA
Molecule: messenger RNA, 1755 nt
Organism: Macadamia integrifolia
Lineage: Eukaryota; Viridiplantae; Streptophyta; Magnoliopsida; Proteales; Proteaceae
Product: endoglucanase 9-like
Exons: 6
Coding region: 43-1509 (488 amino acids)
Biological process (GO): carbohydrate metabolic process
Molecular function (GO): hydrolase activity, hydrolyzing O-glycosyl compounds
Source: RefSeq, a predicted model, not a curated record